AUGCACGCUCCAUCCCUCUAUGCAUGCACGCACCCAUUCCCCCGUGGCAGUGUGGCAGCAUGCACGGCGUCGCGAGCGGCACUGUGGGACGUCAGGGCGUCUCUCUCUUCCCCAGCCAUGCUCUUCCGCCUGCCUGACGCCAGGCGAUCACCUGCCACCACCACUACCACACUCAAGUGCCUCGCACCUGACCCGGAUGCUUCUGUCAUCUACGGUGGCUGUUCCGAUGGCGCCAUCUGUGCCUGGGAUCUGCGCCAAGGCACUGGACACUUGGGGAACCACAACUCUUUCCCGCACUCAGCAUCGUCCUCACUACAGCAGUUGCUACAGAAGUCGCUUCCAGAAGGUGAAUCUCGUAGGCGGGGAGCAUCGAAUCACCACCAGCUGCACAGCCAGACUUUGCCAUCCCGUGAUGUUUCGUCCAAGCAACUUACUUUGGCAGCAGCAGCAGCAGCAGCCGCAGCAGGAGAAGCAGAAGCAACAGCAGCAACAGCAGCUGCAGUAGCAGCAGCCAGUGAAGCGUCUCAAGGGUCUUUUAAGAAAGGUAGUGCAUUGGUAGGAGCGCAGGCGAACGGCAGCAGUGGAAGGAGUGGGAAGGGGAAUGGAGGACUGAGUUUUGGCAGAAAUGGUGGGGGGAGUGGUGGGGAAAGCGAAGGUAUAAGUGGUGCUGUGGAGUGGGCAAGUGGAGUGACAGAGAGGGAUGGUAGGAGGCUGGUGGAAGAGGGGUUGCUUGCAGAGGUUGAGAGGGAUAUUGAUAAAGACGUAGGAGUGCAUCGUCUGCCUUCUGCUUUGGACGAGAGGUGCGCUGCGCUCUCCUUUCCUCCUUUCAUAAAACUUACCAGAAACCCCAAAAGAGCGAUGCAUUCAAGCUCUCGUUCAGAAUUGACUGUGCCCCUCCUUCCCUUUCUUCACUCGCUCCCGCCUUCCGUUUCCCUUCUCUUAGUCUUUGAUAAUGAUUCCAUCACCCUCACACCCUCAUCUCCCCCAUACUCUCCAGAAUGGAACCCUCCCGCUGCACCUCUUUUCCACCUCUCAUCUCUUCAGUUCUGUGCCGUCGUUGCAGGUAAGGCUUAUCAGAUGCUAGUGAGUGAUACGCUGCAGCAGGCAGGAACGACCUCCUCUGCAGUGCAGCACCUGUCUUUUGACCCUGCAUCUGCCUCCCGCCUUUCCUUCCACCUCAACAACGGCUGGAGUGGAGUGUUGCAUGUGCCCUCGCUCUCCCUCUCCCACAUCCACUGCCCGCCCCCACCCUGGGUGAACACCCGGCCAGAAGUCGAGGAAGACGAGAGUCUAUACGAGUACUGUGUGUCCCCUCGGCCAGGGAUUCCCACCUCUUCUUCCUUGAUCUAG
Molecule: messenger RNA, 1350 nt
Organism: Closterium sp. Naga37s-1
Lineage: Eukaryota; Viridiplantae; Streptophyta; Zygnematophyceae; Desmidiales; Closteriaceae
Source: the annotation of a GenBank genome assembly